AUGACGCUCUACUACACAUUUGUAUUCGGAAUCCUGGCCUUCGAAAUGGUCAUGUUUCUGCUACUGGCUUUGCCUGUUCCUUCCAAAUAUCGCAAGCCAGUCACUAUGGCUCUGAUCAGGCCGUUUCGCCUGACACAGGUUCAGGUUGCGGUCAAAUGCAUCUUGGCAUUCAUCCUCCUCCUAUUCGUGGACACCAUAAACCGCGUGUACUCCGUUAAUGCAGAGCUUUCACAGACAUCUUUGGCAUCUGGAGUUAGUGAUCGCAAUGAAGUGCAAAGUCGCAAAUUUUACGCCCAAAGAAAUAUGUACUUGACUGGUAUCACUUUGUUCUUGACGUUCACUGUGUUUAGAACGUAUGGACUCGUGUGGGAAUUACUGGAGCUCAAAGAAAGCUAUAGAGCCGAACCGGAAAACAUGGACGUCGACGAUCUCAAAAAGCAGAUCAAGGAUGCCGAAAAAGAGAUCCAGUCUCUAAAGGAACGUGCUGAGGGUCUUCAGGCUGAUAUGUAG
Lachancea dasiensis is the source of this 510-nucleotide messenger RNA. Lineage: Eukaryota; Fungi; Ascomycota; Saccharomycetes; Saccharomycetales; Saccharomycetaceae. The record is from the annotation of a GenBank genome assembly.